This is a messenger RNA of Molossus molossus (Pallas's mastiff bat), 475 nucleotides long. RefSeq names its product cytochrome c oxidase subunit 7A-related protein, mitochondrial (gene COX7A2L). The record is from RefSeq and is a predicted model, not a curated record. The transcript has 3 exons. Bases 74 to 418 code for a protein of 114 amino acids. Lineage: Eukaryota; Metazoa; Chordata; Mammalia; Chiroptera; Molossidae. Gene Ontology annotation, biological process: mitochondrial respirasome assembly; mitochondrial electron transport, cytochrome c to oxygen; regulation of oxidative phosphorylation.
CGUCAGGUGGCCAGGGUCCUUCCUUAGGGCGGUCGCGCAGGUAGCGGCUGCGAGUAACCGGACACUGAGCGUCAUGUACUACAAGUUUAGUGGCUUCACGCAGAAAUUGGUGGGAGCAUGGGCUUCCCAUGCCUAUAGUCCGCAGGGAUUAAAGCCUGUGGUUUCCACAGAAGCACCACCUAUCAUAUUUGCCACACCAACUAAACUGACUUCCGAUUAUACUGCAUAUGAUUAUGCUGGGAAAAACAAAGUUCCAGAGCUGCAGAAGUUUUUCCAGAAAUCUGAUGGCGUGCCCGUCCACCUGAAACGAGGCCUGCCUGACCAGAUGCUCUACCGGACCACCAUGGCCCUGACGGUGGGAGGGACCAUCUACUGCCUGGUCGCCCUCUACAUGGCUUCACGGCCCCGAAGCAAAUGAGUUCGACUGUAAAGGACUGGUUUGCUUUUUGGCAUAAACCCUUUGAAUUUUUGUUUC